Molecule: messenger RNA, 621 nt
Organism: Cladophialophora psammophila CBS 110553
Lineage: Eukaryota; Fungi; Ascomycota; Eurotiomycetes; Chaetothyriales; Herpotrichiellaceae
Exons: 2
Coding region: 1-621 (206 amino acids)
Source: RefSeq, a predicted model, not a curated record
AUGCUUGGAAUUGGAGGCCUCUCUGACGCCUCCUUCCGGGGCGACGAGCGUUGGAGGAAAGCAGCGAAAUGGACAGGCUACGCACCCUGGUUUGUGCUGGCGAUAGGCCUCCUAAGCAUGGCCGAGAUCGCACUUGGUGCCGUAUGGAUUGCCUCGCUGAGCACGGACCUGAACUUCGGUCAAGUCAUCCAACCCAUCCUCAUCCCCGGGCUGGCCUUCUUCAAUGCGAUCCCCUCUCUCCAUCUGCACGUGCUCGCCCGGGUCAAUCCGCCUCGACUGGCACUGUGGUUUUCCACAACGCUCUCGAUUAUCCAUUUCGUCAGCUCAAUCCUCUUCAUGGGCGCCUGCGUCGGAAACCACGACGCGCACGGCUCGUUGCAGCGCAAUGAAUGCCCCGCGGCCACCGGCGGGAACGAAGAUAUCUGGGACGUCAUGGUCGCACUGCAGUUCAUCAGUGCAGUGCUGUACGGGGCGGUUGCGGCCAUAGCCUGGAAGGUCAGGAAGGUGAUCGAGGCGAGGGACGAGAGGAUCGCCCAGGGCGUGGAAAUGGUGAGCGAGGAAGAGAAGCAGCGCAGGGAGAGCGAGGCGAGGGAGAGGUGGAAGUAUCUUUCUGCAGGUUAA